Messenger RNA from Chrysochloris asiatica (Cape golden mole), 1091 nucleotides. RefSeq names its product zinc finger protein 14 homolog. The transcript has a single exon. The record is from RefSeq and is a predicted model, not a curated record. The annotation marks the transcript as partial. Gene Ontology annotation, biological process: regulation of transcription by RNA polymerase II. Gene Ontology annotation, molecular function: RNA polymerase II cis-regulatory region sequence-specific DNA binding; DNA-binding transcription factor activity, RNA polymerase II-specific. Lineage: Eukaryota; Metazoa; Chordata; Mammalia; Afrosoricida; Chrysochloridae.
AUUUGGAGUCCAGAUACAGGACCAAUAACUUAUCUUCGGAAAAGGCCAUUUAUGAAAUCUAUUCACUCCAGUGGGAAAUAAUAGAAAGAAUGAAAUGCUCUAACCUUCAGAGCUCCACUUAUGGAAAUGAUUGGGGAUGCCAAAACAAGAUUGAGGGACAAAAGGAACCACAAGAAGGAUAUUUUAGGCAAGUGAAAAUAACCCCUGAAAAAAAGAACACUUACAAAAAUCACAGUCUCCUUACUGAAUAUCAGAGAGUUCAUAAUGGAGAAAAGUUAUAUGAAUGUAAAGAAUGUAGGAAGACAUUUAUUCGUCGUUCAACACUGAGUCAACACCUCAGAAUUCAUACUGGUGAGAAACCUUAUAAAUGUAAGGAAUGUGGACAGGCCUUUAGACAGCGUGCACACCUUAUUCGGCAUUACAAACUUCAUACUGGUGAGAAACCCUACGAAUGUAAGGAGUGUGGGAAGGCCUUUACAGUACUCCAAGAACUUACUCAACAUCAGAGACUUCAUACUGGUGAGAAACCUUACAAAUGUAAGGAAUGCGGAAAGGCCUUCAGAGUACACCAGCAACUUGCUCGACAUCAGAGAAUCCACACUGGUGAGAAACCUUACGAGUGUAAGGAAUGUGGAAAGACCUUUAGACAGUGUACACACCUUACUCGACACCAGAGACUUCAUACUUCUGAGAAACUCCAUAAAUGUAAGGAAUGUGGGAAAGCCUUUGUAUGUGGGCCAGACCUCAGGGUACACCAGAAAAUUCAUUUUGGUGAGAAACCCUAUAUGUGUAAGGAAUGUGGAAAGGCUUUUAGAAUAUUCCAACAACUUACUGUCCAUCAGAGUAUUCAUACUGGUGAGAAACCCUAUGAAUGUAAGGAAUGUGGGAAGACUUUUAGACUAAGGCAACAACUUGUUCGCCAUCAGAGAAUUCAUACUCGGGAGAAACCCUAUGAAUGUGUGGACUGUUGGAAAACCUUUAGUAGUUACUCGCAACUUAUUUCACAUCAGAGCAUUCAUGUUGGUGAGAGACCCUAUGAAUGUGAAGAGUGUGGGAAGGCUUUUAGACUGCUCUCACAACUUACCCAGCAU